AUGCAAGCUAUUCUUGCGCUAGGGGACCCCAAGAAAGCGAUGAUGGAUUUUGAUGAGCGGGUUUCUUGUGGCUCUAAUCUUUAUUUGCCUAGCUGUACCUAUUAUGUCUCGGGUCCGGAUUUCUCCAGCCUGCCUUCUUUUUUACCCCAAACACCGGCUUCUCGUCCCAUGACAUACUCUUACUCGUCUAAUAUCCCCCAGGUUCAACCUGUGCGAGAAGUUACCUUCAGAGACUAUGCCAUCGAUCCUUCCAAUAAGUGGCAUCACAGAAGCAAUCUCCCCCAUUGCUAUUCCGCAGAGGAGCUGAUGCACAGAGAAUGUCUGCCUGCCAGCACCAUGGGCGAGAUGUUAAUGAAAAAUAGCGCCAGCGUUUACCACCCCAGUUCCAACGCGUCUUCCAGCUUCUACAACCCGGUGGGUAGGAACGGUGUUCUGCCGCAAGGAUUUGAUCAGUUCUUCGAGACUGCCUACGGUUCUAGUGAGAAUCAGCAGUCGGAGUAUUGCGGGGAGAAGAGCCCAGGUAAAGUGCCGUCUGCGGCAACUUCAAGUUCGGAGACUUCCAGAGUGUCGGUGGAGAAGGAGACGAGUCCCGGGAGUAGCAGCCCGGAAUCUUCUUCCGGCAACAAUGAGGAAAAAAGCAGCAACUCUAGUGGCCAGCGUACACGUAAAAAAAGAUGCCCCUAUACCAAGUACCAGAUCAGGGAGCUGGAGAGAGAAUUUUUUUUCAGUGUCUACAUCAACAAGGAGAAGCGCCUACAACUUUCCCGGAUGCUCAACUUAACCGACCGGCAAGUUAAAAUUUGGUUUCAGAACAGGAGGAUGAAGGAAAAGAAGUUAAACAGGGACCGUCUUCAAUAUUACACUACGAAUCCAUUGCUCUGA
This is a messenger RNA of Pristis pectinata (smalltooth sawfish), 882 nucleotides long. It is a transcript of the gene hoxa11b, whose product is annotated as homeobox A11b. The transcript is spliced from 2 exons. Lineage: Eukaryota; Metazoa; Chordata; Chondrichthyes; Rhinopristiformes; Pristidae. Gene Ontology annotation, cellular component: nucleus. Gene Ontology annotation, biological process: anatomical structure development; regulation of transcription by RNA polymerase II. The coding region runs from base 1 to 882 and encodes 293 amino acids. Gene Ontology annotation, molecular function: RNA polymerase II cis-regulatory region sequence-specific DNA binding; DNA-binding transcription factor activity, RNA polymerase II-specific. The record is from RefSeq and is a predicted model, not a curated record.